Penaeus indicus is the source of this 747-nucleotide messenger RNA. RefSeq lists its product as uncharacterized. The record is from RefSeq and is a predicted model, not a curated record. Lineage: Eukaryota; Metazoa; Arthropoda; Malacostraca; Decapoda; Penaeidae. The coding region runs from base 198 to 677 and encodes 159 amino acids. The transcript has 2 exons.
ACGAAGGUUUAGUCAACAGGCAUUUACCAUAUUCUCUGUGACUCUUAUAGAACGAUUGCUACCAAAGAUAUCAUUAUAAUGAUACCCAUCUACCUGAGGCUUGAAACUUCAAUUGUUGUACCCACAAUGGUGACAGUGCUCUGUACGUACAAAAAAUCUUGUUGGUCUAUUCGGAGUUAACUUCGUAGCAAGCAAAAAUGGUCAACGAAACUAGCGCAGCAACUAAAAACAUUUAUUCAGUUUCAGGAGAACAAGAUCAGCUGUUCGGGGCGACGAAGGGCCGCUCUCACGCACCUUCAGUGUUCGGGGAACUGUUCGGGAGAAAAGAAAUGAAGAGGAAGAGGAUCAGGAAGAUGAACAGGAACAGGAACAGGAACAGGAAGAGGAUCAGGAAGAGGAAGAGGAAGAAGAAGAGGAAGAGGAUCAGGAAGAGGAAGAGGAUCAGCAAUCGCCGAGGCCAUGUUGCACAUCAGAGCAACUGCAAACAGGAUCUUAGUGCCAGUCAGUUUCAUGGUAAAGGCUGUUCAACUGUUCUGCUUUGGCAAACACGAGGAGUCAAGUGUGGCUGCUGGAGAAAGCUUCCGGCUAUUUAUGUGUCUCCUUUGCUUCGUUCCUUUGGCGAUGAGUUGCCAUUUCUCUUAUUUCUGCCCUUGAUUCUAGAACAGAUAAUUGCGUGAGACUGUGUUGAUAUUGUAUUAUUGAUAGCGGUGAUAAUGGAAUGGAAAGGAAUGGCGAAACAUUCAACAA